Molecule: messenger RNA, 1013 nt
Organism: Westerdykella ornata
Lineage: Eukaryota; Fungi; Ascomycota; Dothideomycetes; Pleosporales; Sporormiaceae
Exons: 3
Coding region: 195-1013 (272 amino acids)
Source: RefSeq, a predicted model, not a curated record
UCAAGACAACUUUACUGCUGUAGUGAUUCUGCUUUUUCAGUACUACCGUGAUAUACGACCAUCGCCUGUACAUCAGAGACGUAUAUGAAGCCUUGAAACAGGCUGUGAAGUUCCAGCCAAUCUCAUCGCAACUUCUCAGAUCAUAACAUUAUUGGAACAUUGAUCUCACAUUUUCACAACAUCAAUACAAAAUCAUGAACGAACGCGGCACUUCACAAAACACGCAAACUUCGUCGCAGUCCAAGGUGCAACAGCCGCAACGCCCAGUUGCUGAGCGUCAAGACCAGGCCACUGUCGAUGAGGGGAACCAACAUGACUCCUUGCAAAAGAAUCGCGGGGGAAUGAUUGAUGAUAGCGAGUUCCAUUAUGAGCACAUGGAGAUCCACUUCAAUGAUGAGGAUGAGGAUGAGGAAAUGGAGGAAGAGCCACUGAACAAACUUCGCUUCCACAGCCUCAAGCUCAACACGACUACAUACGUUCCCACCCAACGCUUCUACAACAUCAUCUCUACAACAAUGGUUCACCAAGACAAAAACUGCCCAUCGGACGACCCGAACGCAGAGCGCAACCUCUACAAAACAGCCUCCAUCUCGUCGCCUCUCUCCAGCACCGCCGACGCAGCACUGCCAUUCCACGAGCACUUUCUCCCGGAAGAACUGAGCCUUGCGGAUGAGCUGCAGCUCGGGAGUCACGAGGAGAUUGAGCGGUAUAGGAGUUACAGCAUGUCGGAGCAAGGGGAUCUCCCGGUACCUGCAAAGGAUGGGAAUGAGCAUAUGAAGCUUGAGGAGGAGAAGGAUGAGGAGAAAAUCAUCCAUCUCCUGGAACGGACCGGUCCGGCCUCAGAAGGUUGGCAGGCGUCCGUCAACGGCUUCAUUUCCCUCAGCGAUAAAUCGUCCAAAAGAGCGAAACAAAAUAAGGCGCACACAAAGAGUGAGCAGGGCACAAGUAAUGAAGAGAAAGUAGUGCAUGAGAUGUCGGAGAUCAGCGAUACUUCAGACAAGAAGAUCAGAUGA